Molecule: messenger RNA, 897 nt
Organism: Aureobasidium namibiae CBS 147.97
Lineage: Eukaryota; Fungi; Ascomycota; Dothideomycetes; Dothideales; Saccotheciaceae
Exons: 2
Coding region: 1-897 (298 amino acids)
Source: RefSeq, a predicted model, not a curated record
AUGGCCAAUCUCGCCACCAUGCUUGACGUGGACAGAUUUCCAACCAUCUUCGAUCGCCUCACUUCGCACCUCCCCAUCAAAGACAUAGUCGCACUCACUCGCACCUGCCGCAAACUCAAGCUCCUAUACCAGAAGAUGGUCAACCGUGGCGCCUGGGACAUCGACAGCAGACUUAGAAAGUUCGUCAAGGACCCUCUCGGGUUCAGAGAGAGGCUGACCGAGCUCGAGGGCAUCAUCUCUGGCAGUUUCGCUCUGCAGUUCGUGGAUCGUGUCGAUUGGGAGGGCUCGGACCUAGACGUCUGCGUGCAGCUCGGAGAAAAGGCAGAUGCGUUCUGUCGCUACAUCGAAGAGGUCGAGGGAUAUGAUCUUGCUUCGCGUACGGUCGCAAAGUACGCCUGGACCCAUGUCGACAUGGUCCAUGCGUACGACAAGGUAGUCGACGGCGAGUUCAUCAGGCUGGAAAUCAUCUUGACCCACAACCAUCCCAUCCACGCUACGCUGUCGACUUACACGACUGCACUGGUCAAUGUCAUCACUGGCAACCAUGCUUACUGCGUCUUUCCUAAUGCUACCUUCAUGAAGCGUCAGACAUAUCCUACUCGCAUUCCAGACUACUUCAACGGCGUCAUCCUUACGCAAAAGUACAAGGACAGAGGAUGGGGGUUCAUCCAGAGGAUUCCCAAGCAGAAGUGGGUGACCGGGGAGUUGGAUCUGGGAUGUCGUUGGAUUGGCGACAAGCAUACGUGGAAGAUGGCAUUAUCGCCAAUGUCGGACGAGGCAGCAGACAGUGCAGAAGGAGCAGUGCAGGGACUGAAAUUCGAGAUGAAGAAGUGCCAGGACCACUAUGAUGGGGUCGAACUCGAAUGGUUGGGCGUGGCAGCUAAACAAGGCCACUGA